AUGGAGUUUUUAGCGACCUUUUUCGGGACAGUGCUGGGUGGCAUGGUGGAACCUGUUAAACGACAACUACACUACAUUCGCAACUACAGAAGCAAUGUUCAGAAGCUGCAAAGUCGUGUACAGGAUCUCCGUGAUCGAAAGACCAGCGUCAUGGCUCAAGUUGAAGAAGCUGAAAGAAAUGCUGAGAACAUUCACGAUCCUGUCACUACCUGGUUGACGAAGACAGAUGAGAAGAUUGAUGAAAUUCAGAAGUUCCUAACUAAUAAAGGCCAGAAGAGGACAAGGAGCUCCAGUGGUUCGUUUCCCAACCUAUAUUUGGGGCGUAAGCUUGGUAAACAAGCGCAGAAGAUGGUUCAACAGUGCGAUGAUCUGCUGGAAGAGUCAAACUUUCCUGCCUUUUCUUACCGUCCAGAGCCAGAAGCAUCAAAUGUUGCUCUUCAUGAUGAUGGUUAUGAGUCAUUUAAAUCAAGAGAUGCCAUUGUGGAGCAGGUUAUGAAAGCGCUGAGUGAUCCCAAAAUUAAAAUGAUUGGUAUCUAUGGACAAGGCGGUGUCGGCAAAACCACUUUAGUUAAAGCAAUUGCAAGGAAAGCUAAAUCAGAAAGGCUAUUUAAUGUUGUGGUUAUGGCGAAUAUUACAAAAGAAACUGAUGUAAGAAGGAUACAAGGAGAAAUAGCGGACAUGCUGGGCUUGAGAUUGGAUGAUGAGAGCAAGAAUGGACGAGCGGGUCAUUUGAAACAGAGAUUGAGGAAGGAGAAGGAGAACAUCUUAGUCAUCUUGGAUGAUCUUUGGCCUCGAUUUGACAUGAGUAUGUUGGGCAUUCCAUUGAAGAAUGAUGACAUCAACCAGAAAACAAUAGCUAAUAUGCCAAAUAUUAGUCACAACCAAUUGAAAGACAACAAGAUGGCGAGUGAUUCCAAAUGGUUCAAGAUUUUGUUGACUUCUCGACGCAAAGAGUUGCCGUUAGCAAUAGAAGCAGCUGGAAAAGCUUUGAAGAAUAGUAAGAACAAAGUCUUCUGGGGAAAUGCACUGCAACGAUUUGAAAGGCAAGAUAUGACUGAAGUAUUAGGACCGGUGGAGAUUUCUGUGAAGUUAAGUUAUGACUUCCUACUAAGUGAAGAGAAGUCUAUUUUCUUGCUUUGCGCUCACCUGGGUAAUGAUUCAUCAAUUAUGUAUUUGGUGAAAUAUUGCAUCGGGUUAAGCAUAUUUAAAGGAGUCAAUGCAAUAAAAGAAGCUCAAGAUAGAGCAAACGAAUCUAUAAAGAAGUUAAAAGACUCAAGCUUGUUGUUGGAUACUAAUUCUCCGGAUUGUGUUACUAUGCAUGAUAUGAUCCGUGAUGCUACCUUAAUUAUAGCGCACAAGGAGGAACAUUUUUUUACCCAGAGAUAUGUCAAACUUGAUGAAUGGCCUAGAAAGGAUAUAUUUGAAAAGUGCACUGUUAUCUCUUUGCAAUAUUGUGACAUCAUUGAUGGGAUUCCAGAAGAUGUAAAUUUCCCUCAACUCGAAGUCUUCCAUCUUGGUAGUAAAGAUCCUUCCAUGAAAAUACCAGACAAGCUUUUUGAAGGAAUGAAAGAAUUGAGAGCGUUAAUAUUGACAGGUAUUGAUCUAUCAAAGUUCCCUUCUUCGGUUAAAUGCCUAAUAAAGCUUAGAAUGCUUUGUUUGGAGCAAUGUGUGCUAGAUGACAACAUAUCCAUCAUUGGUGAGUUGAGGAGUUUAAGAAUUCUAAGCCUUUUGGGAUCUAAAUUUGAAUUAUUGCCAAGCGAAUUUACGCAAUUGAGCAAGCUACAAUUGUUUGACAUUAGUCUUUGUAGUAAACUUAAAGUGAUUCCAUCUAAUGUAAUAUCAAAGUUGAAUAAUUUGGAAGAGUUGUACAUGGGAAAAACCUUCAUCCAAUGGGGUGUUCAACGAAAAACAAAUCAUGAUGAAAUUGCUACCCUUGCCGAAUUGGAAUCUCUUCAACAGUUGAGAAGUCUUGAUAUGCACAUAGAAGAUAUUACUACUUUGCCCAGUAGCUUGGACUUUGACAAGUUGGAUAGCUAA
Neltuma alba is the source of this 2037-nucleotide messenger RNA. RefSeq names its product probable disease resistance protein At4g27220. The coding region runs from base 1 to 2037 and encodes 678 amino acids. The transcript has 2 exons. Gene Ontology annotation, molecular function: ATP hydrolysis activity; ADP binding. The record is from RefSeq and is a predicted model, not a curated record. Lineage: Eukaryota; Viridiplantae; Streptophyta; Magnoliopsida; Fabales; Fabaceae.